UUUAAACACUAUUUUUAGAGUGUAGCAAUUGUCUAGCUCCUCCUUAGAGGUUCUUUACAUACACAUAAACACACAUGCAACAGCUUUGUACACCAUAACUGCAAACAGGCAACAUCAUCUCCUCUGAUUCCAGCUGAAAUCCACAAACUUUGCUUAAAUGACCAGCCAGGUGAUCUCAACUGACUACGCUACAGUUCUUAUCCAAAUAAAUCCACAGAUAGGUCAAGACAACGCUGAACAACAAGAUGAGAAAACAACUAAUCACAAUACGCUUCUUAAGGGGUUUCUUAAAGUACAACCAAAGACAUUGGGGACUGUCCAGAUAAUGAUUGGUGUGGUGUUUUUCUUAUUUGGCUUUGGGCUCACUACCGAUGAUCAAAUGAAUUUCAGAUUUUUUGAAAUAAUUUACAACAGUGGCAUAACCCGCUGGGGAUCCCUCAUUUACAUCACUGCUGGUUCUCUGUCUGUUGGUGCGGAAAAUAAACGCCAUCCCUGUUUGGUGAAAGCUUCUCUUGGAAUGAACGUAUUCAGUGCCGUAACUGCAGGGAUAGCCAUUCUUAUGUUGUCUGUACAUUUAGCAGAUUCACCUCCCUGUAUAUUUGAUUGUCCCUUGCGAGAAAUGAAGUGGCCCACUGGAACAGCGCUGGUGUUCUCCAUCCUCCAGUUAAUCAUCUCUAUCUGCAUCUCGGCUUUUGCCUGCAAAACCACCUGCUGCACAAAUCAUACAGUGGUCAAUGUUUCAUUUAACCAGUCCCUCCUUCAGAAAUCCGUAACGAGUUCUGAUUGUGUAGCUGAUCCAGUGUGUUAUGAUUCGACAGCAGUUUAGCCUUGCUGGUGACGGGCAUAUUCCUGUGGGCGGAGACCAUCUAAAUUUACAAGACUCCAUUAACUCAACAUCUGAGUCCUCGGUGGGAAAGAAGACCAACAAAAACAAGCCCAGCAGCAAAAAUAACAAAAAAAUGUGCAACUUUAUUUUCAUGACUUUUUAUUUGAAAUGAAAGUUAAAAGUUUUGACUUAUUUGACUUGUUGUUAAUAUGAUUUAAAUAAGUUGUUUUUAAAAAUAAAGCUCACAGAGUCAAGGUUCUGAAUCUUUAUUGU
Messenger RNA from Misgurnus anguillicaudatus (oriental weatherfish), 1099 nucleotides. NCBI's taxonomy places the organism in Eukaryota, Metazoa, Chordata, Actinopteri, Cypriniformes, Cobitidae. The record is from RefSeq and is a predicted model, not a curated record.